AAAAUAUGCCCUUUUUUCCACAAUACUUAAAACCGCCACUACCACUCUCACGCCGGCGACCACCAUCACCACCACCACCACCACCACCACUUUCUUCCAGAUCCCUUUCAACACUUUAAUAUUUAAACUAUUUACUUCAUUAUUUUACCCCAUUUUUACUUUUCUUCAAAAAUAAUAAAAAUAACAAAAACAAAUAAAUGGAAAUUAUGAGCUGUAAUAAUAAGUUCCAAAUGUUCGAUUCAUAAUUUUUGGGAGUUGGGUUUUCUAAUUUCAUAUGGCGAAAAGGGUUUACGAAGUCUGGAAAGGAAGAAAUAAAUUCUUUCUUGGAGGGAGGUUGAUAUUUGGUCCUGAUGCUAAAUCCUUACUUGCCACGUUUUCACUUAUCACUGUUCCUGUCAUUAUUUUCUGUAUAUUUGUUGGAAGACAUCUUCGACACGAGUUCCCGUCUUAUAAUGCAGGAUACGUCAUCAGUGUAGCAGCAAUCAUCUUUACAAUCUUUGUGCUCGCGCUUCUUCUACUUACUUCAUCCCGUGAUCCUGGAAUUGUUCCUCGUAACUCACAUCCACCAGAAGAAGAAUUUCGUUAUGAAGCCGGAGGAAGACAAACACCAACUUUACAAUUCCCACGAACCAAAGAAGUUAUGGUUAAUGGGAUUGCUGUUAGAGUCAAAUAUUGUGACACAUGCAUGCUAUAUCGUCCUCCUCGUUGCUCUCAUUGCUCUAUAUGUAACAACUGUGUUGAACGUUUCGAUCACCAUUGUCCCUGGGUCGGCCAAUGCAUUGGACUGCGGAAUUACCGUUUCUUCUUUCUCUUUGUUUCUUCGGCAACACUUCUUUGUAUUUAUAUAUUCUCGAUGUCGGCUUUAUACAUCAAGAUUUUGAUGAAUGAUUACGAGAGUACAGUUUGGAAAGCAAUGAAAGAAUCUCCUGCGUCGGUUGUUUUAAUGGCUUAUUGUUUUAUUUCACUCUGGUUUGUUGGUGGCCUCACAGGAUUUCAUCUUUACCUUAUUGGUUCGAACCAGACUACAUACGAAAAUUUCCGGUACAGAUCAGAUAACAGAUACAAUGUUUAUAAUCGGGGUUGUCUAAACAACUUCCUCGAAGUUUUCUGCACAAAGAUAAAGCCAUCACGGAACAAAUUCCGAGAUCCAAUCCAAGAAGUGCAGCAACCACCUCCAACCACCGCACGUGAAUCUGCUACUGAUGAUGGUGGCCUGGAGGACCGCCGUGUGAAAGUAGAAGAUGAUAUGGAUAUUGGAGGUGAUUUAUUAAAAAUCUCGCAACGGCAUAACAUUGACGGUAUUGAAUCAGAUAUACGUAGCAGAGGAAAUGACGAAGAAGCUUAAGCUCGGGUUUUUUUUGGUAACAAAUGCUUUUUUAGGUAGUCGAAGUCACGAAGGUGUGUGGAUGAUGUAAAUGUUUGAGAGGGCAAAAGUUGUCGUUUUGAGUAUUGGUUGCCACAGGUUUGGUUCCUGUUGAUUGAUGCAUUUGUGUAAUGGUGUGUUGUUAUGGAUUAAUUUAGAGGUACUGGCUUCAUUCUUUGUGUAAAUUAAACUAUUCAAGACUUCUUUCUCAACAUGCCGAAUUGUUUUGUUUA
Erigeron canadensis is the source of this 1596-nucleotide messenger RNA. Its product is annotated as protein S-acyltransferase 8-like. Gene Ontology annotation, cellular component: Golgi apparatus; endoplasmic reticulum. The record is from RefSeq and is a predicted model, not a curated record. Gene Ontology annotation, biological process: protein targeting to membrane; peptidyl-L-cysteine S-palmitoylation. The transcript is spliced from 5 exons. Gene Ontology annotation, molecular function: protein-cysteine S-palmitoyltransferase activity. NCBI's taxonomy places the organism in Eukaryota, Viridiplantae, Streptophyta, Magnoliopsida, Asterales, Asteraceae. The coding region runs from base 275 to 1345 and encodes 356 amino acids.